Molecule: messenger RNA, 779 nt
Organism: Pseudomyrmex gracilis
Lineage: Eukaryota; Metazoa; Arthropoda; Insecta; Hymenoptera; Formicidae
Gene: Bka
Product: rRNA-processing protein FCF1 homolog
Exons: 5
Coding region: 118-726 (202 amino acids)
Cellular component (GO): nucleolus; small-subunit processome
Source: RefSeq, a predicted model, not a curated record
GCACCAAACUAACCUAAAUAAAUAAUAAUCUCUUCUAAUCUUUGAAGGAUACACAUGUUUAAAGAGAAUACACAUAUUCAUAUAUUGUGUAUCGUGCAUUGAGACUAUAUUAUAAUAAUGGGAAAAAAUAAAAGGACACGUAGAGUUGUAACACAAAGAUUUGCCCAGAUGAAGAAGAUGAUCAGUCUGAGUGAUUCACGAUUAAAACCAGAGAGACGAUUGCCAUCGAAGAAAGCUCCAAAGGAAGAUCUAUCUAAAAUAAAGAUUACAAGAACACCACAGCAAUCAUCAGCAUUGUUUUUUCAAUAUAACAUGCAGCUUGGACCACCGUAUCAUAUUUUAAUAGACACAAAUUUUAUCAACUUGUCUAUUAAAAACAAAUUAGAUAUUGUACAAAAUAUGAUAGAAUGUCUUUAUGCAAAAUGUACACCUUAUAUCACAGACUGUGUGAUGGGUGAAUUAGAGAAGCUUGGACAAAAGUAUAAAUUAGCAUUGAGAAUCAUCAAAGACCCACGAUUUGAGAGAUUAAAAUGUCUGCAUAAAGGAACAUAUGCAGACGACUGUCUAGUAAAUAGAGUGACACAACACAAGUGUUAUAUAGUGGCAACUAACGACAAAGAUCUCAAAAGAAGAAUACGAAAAAUACCGGGUGUACCAAUAAUGUACAUAUCUCAGCACAAAUACACAAUAGAACGAAUGCCAGAUGCAUAUGGCGCACCUAAGUAGUUUUACUUUAUUUAGAUCUUUUUUGUAAUAAUUAUGUUUUUAUUACAUUUUAA